UUCGCCACUUCCGGUUCGAAGGCAAAGGGAACGUCGGGCGGAAGAGGCACCCGCAGCGGACCGGAAAGGGCGGGCUCGGAGGGUGGGUGCUGUCGGCCGGGCCUCGUGGAGACGGAGAGUGCCUCAUCCGUAGUGUCAUGGGGCUCACCAAGCAGUACCUGCGCUAUGUGCCAAGUGCAGUCUUUGGCCUGAUUGGUAGUCAAAAGGGUAACAUUGUUUUUGUGACACUUCGUGGAGAGAAGGGACGCUAUGUGGCAGUGCCAGCCUGCGAACAUGUUUUCAUCUGGGACUUAAGGAAAGGUGAGAAGAUCCUCAUCCUUCAAGGACUUAAACAGGAAGUUACUUGCUUAUGCCCCUCCCCAGAUGGUCUGCAUUUAGCUGUUGGCUACGAGGAUGGGUCCAUCCGAAUCUUCAGUCUCCUAAGCGGGGAAGGGAACGUGACCUUCAACGGACACAAAGCAGCUGUCACUACUCUGAAAUAUGAUCAGCUGGGAGGGAGGCUGGCUUCAGGGUCCAAGGAUACCGAUGUUAUUGUGUGGGAUGUGAUUAAUGAGAGUGGCCUGUAUCGCCUAAAGGGACACAAGGACGCCAUCACACAAGCAUUGUUCCUACGAGAAAAGAAUUUGCUAGUUACCAGUGGGAAAGAUACUAUGGUGAAAUGGUGGGACCUUGAUAACCAACACUGCUUCAAAACAAUGGUUGGUCACCGAACUGAGGUAUGGGGAUUGGUUCUGGUGUCGGAAGAAAAGCGGCUAAUCACUGGAGCUGCAGACAGUGAGCUGAGAGCUUGGGACUUAGCCUAUCUACAGGAGAUUGAAGACCCAGAAGAGCCAAAUCCCAAGAAAAUUAAAGAAUCUUCUCUGGGAAUGCAGGAGAGACGUGGAGCCAAGAAUGGAGACCCCGAGAUGGAUGGAGACCCCGAGAUGGAGGAAACUCCUGAGGAUCGUAUUCUUUCAUGCAAGAAAGCUGGCUCCAUAAUGCGCCAAGGAAGGGACCGAGUUGUUAACCUUGCAAUUGACAAGACAGGCAGGAUUCUUGCUUGCCACGGAACCGACUCUGUGCUAGAAGUGUUUUGUGUACUUUCCAAAGAAGAAGUUCAGAAGAAAAUGGAUAAGAAGCUGAAGAAAGCCAGGAAGAAAGCAAAGUUAAAUUCUUCCCAAGGGCAGGAAGAGGAGGAGGACCUUGAUGUCAGUGUUGAAAGGACUCUUCAAGAUGAAAUCCAGCGAGUGGCUAAUAUCAAAGCUUCUUCCAAAAUCAAGUCCUUUGACUUCAUUCACUCUCCUCAGGGAGAGUUAAAGGUGGUCUUCCUGCUCCAGAACAACCUGGUCGAGCUCUAUGCACUGAACACAUCCCUGGCUGCUCCUCAGCCAUCCAGGACCAGCAGGGUCGUCCUCGGGGGCCACCGCAGUGAUGUGCGGACCCUGUCCUUCAGCUCUGACAACAUCGCUGUGCUAUCGGCAGCCGCGGAGUCUGUUAAGAUCUGGAACAGGUCUACACUGCAGUGCAUCCGCACAAUGGCCUGCGAGUAUGCUCUCUGCUCAUUCUUUGUUCCUGGUGAUAGGCAGGUAGUCAUAGGAACAAAGACGGGGAAGCUGCAGCUUUAUGACUUGGCCUCGGGAAACCUGCUGGAGACGAUAGAGGCCCACGACGGGGCUUUGUGGUCCAUGUCCCUCUCUCCAGAUCAGCGUGGCUUUGUGACAGGUGGUGCAGAUAAGUCUGUCAAGUUUUGGGACUUUGAGUUGGUGAAAGAUGAAAAUAGUAGCCAAAAGAGACUUUCAGUGAAGCAGACUCGAACCUUACAGCUAGACGAAGAUGUCCUGUGUGUCAGUUACUCUCCUAAUCAGAAGCUGUUGGCUGUGUCUUUGUUGGACUGUACUGUGAAGAUAUUCUAUGUUGACACAUUAAAGUUUUUCCUCUCACUGUAUGGACACAAACUGCCCGUUAUCUGUAUGGACAUCUCUUACGAUGGGGCACUAAUAGCCACUGGCUCUGCUGAUAGGAAUGUGAAAAUCUGGGGUUUGGACUUUGGGGAUUGCCACAAGUCCCUCUUUGCCCAUGAUGACAGUGUGAUGUACCUGCGGUUUGUACCCAAGUCUCACCUCUUCUUCACUGCUGGGAAAGACCAGAAGAUUAAGCAGUGGGAUGCAGACAAAUUUGAACACAUACAAACGCUAGAGGGGCACCACCAGGAAGUCUGGUGCUUGGCUGUCAGUCCCAAUGGAGACUAUGUUGUCUCAUCAUCUCACGACAAAUCUCUGAGACUUUGGGAGAGAACAAGGGAGCCUCUGAUUCUAGAGGAAGAAAGAGAAAUGCAAAGGGAAGCAGAAUAUGAGGAGAGUGUGGCCAAGGAAGACCAACCAGCAGUUCCAGGUGAGACUGAAGGUAGUAGUUACUUUACCGGAAAGAAAACUAUCGAGACAGUGAAAGCGGCUGAGAGGAUCAUGGAAGCCGUUGAGCUGUACCGAGAAGAAACUGCAAAAAUGAAAGAACACAGAGCCAUUUGUAAAGCUGCAGGGAAAGAGGUUCCUCUUCCUGUGAACCCCAUUCUGAGGGCGCACGGCAACAUCUCACCUUCAGCUUAUGUAUUAGAGAUUUUUAAAGGAAUCAAAUCAAGUGAGCUGGAAGAGUCUCUGCUUGUGCUGCCUUUCUCCUACGUGCCUGACGUCCUGACCCUCUUCAAUGAGUUCAUCCAGCUGGGCUCUGAUGUGGAGCUUCUCUGUCGAUGUCUCUUCUUCCUCCUCAGGAUUCACUUCGGACAGAUUACCAGCAACCAAAUGCUCGUGCCCGUGAUAGAGAAACUAAAGGAAACAACUAUUUCAAAAGUGAGACAAGUUCAGGAUGUAAUUGGCUUCAAUAUGGCUGGUCUUGAUUAUCUCAAGAGGGAAUGUGAGGCGAAGAGUGAAGUUAUGUUUUUUGCUGAAGCUAUGAGCCAGUUGGAAGAGAAGAGGAGGAAGAGGAAAAACAAGAGGAAGAUGAUUUUAACAUUGACUUAGAAUGGAAACUACCACUUUCUACUUUCCAUGUACAGGAACUCCUAGGCUGAGUGAUAGUGACAUGACGAUGGCCAUCAUCUUAACAACCGCAGAUAACAGAAGAUCAUGUUACAGAAGGGCUCGCCAUGCAGAAGUUUUGCCUUUACAUGCUAGCAGGGAGCAAGGAAUCUUUUAUAUUAGGUAGUUAAGAGUUCAAAUGAACUUUUCAGAAGUUUAUUUAUUUUGUGGCAGAUGAUUUUAUUAUUGUAUAACUUGUUAUUUUCCUUUGAGUUUUACUUCCUUUAGAGGCAGUCAGGCACCUGACUGGCCUUUUCCUGUAAAUGCAGUGUCAUGGAGUUUUGGAGCUGAAAGGAACAGGAACAUCUCGAGGACAGCCUCCCUAGACCUGUGUUUCUUCAUUGCCGUUUAUAUGUUUCCAAAUAAAAUAGCUGUUUCCAGAGAGUA
Perognathus longimembris pacificus (Pacific pocket mouse) is the source of this 3437-nucleotide messenger RNA. RefSeq names its product WD repeat domain 3 (gene Wdr3). Gene Ontology annotation, molecular function: protein binding; snoRNA binding. NCBI's taxonomy places the organism in Eukaryota, Metazoa, Chordata, Mammalia, Rodentia, Heteromyidae. Gene Ontology annotation, cellular component: Pwp2p-containing subcomplex of 90S preribosome; small-subunit processome. The transcript has 27 exons. The coding region runs from base 138 to 2993 and encodes 951 amino acids. The record is from RefSeq and is a predicted model, not a curated record. Gene Ontology annotation, biological process: maturation of SSU-rRNA.